CAAUGACAAAGUAGCAUUGGAAUUGAGAGAAUGUUAGCUAGUUGCUAUGGUGAUUAGAGAGGUAUGGGCUGCGGUAUUUCCCUCGGCAAGAAGACGGUGCAUCCAGACGACCAAGGAAAAUCUCCCGAAUCUAACGGUGACGCGGUGCAUGGCAAGGACAAAGGUUCUAAAGAUGCAUCACAACCAAGAAAAGGCAGGAGGGACAGCGGUCUUGUGAAAACUAACGCCGGGCCACCUAACAACGGCAGCCGUGUCGUCGUGGAAAGGACGCAGUCGCAAGUCGAGUUCUUCAAAAUGUUGGACGCUAAAAUUGAAGAAGGAGCUGACUAUGUCUCCGAAGAUGAUUGAAGAAACUUGUCAAGUUCUCGAGAAACUGAAUAUUUGAUGAAGGAGCACAGAACAGCAGCUGACGGAUUAAACUUUGUUGUGGAGUGGGAAAUUCUGCGCGGUGAUCGAUUGAGUAAUUACAGAGAUGAAAACUUAAUGAAACUUGUUAUUGUGUUUCGCAGCAUCAAAAUCUUUCAUAUUUAUUCUGAAUUGUGGCGAGCGUAGGAUUUUCAGUUUCAUAAAUAAUUAAUCGAUUAAUUAGUUUGAUAGUUAGUUAAUUAAUUAUGUGACUCUUCACAUGACAAUCUCCUUUAAAAGCCGGUUUUGCGUAGAUUAAUGUUUAUGUUUAACAGCUUAAAUUUGUACAA
Messenger RNA from Bolinopsis microptera, 695 nucleotides. RefSeq lists its product as uncharacterized. Bases 64 to 348 code for a protein of 94 amino acids. The transcript has 5 exons. The record is from RefSeq and is a predicted model, not a curated record. Lineage: Eukaryota; Metazoa; Ctenophora; Tentaculata; Lobata; Bolinopsidae.